Messenger RNA from Fimicolochytrium jonesii, 1314 nucleotides. RefSeq lists its product as uncharacterized. The record is from RefSeq and is a predicted model, not a curated record. The transcript is spliced from 6 exons. Lineage: Eukaryota; Fungi; Chytridiomycota; Chytridiomycetes; Spizellomycetales; Powellomycetaceae. The coding region runs from base 1 to 1314 and encodes 437 amino acids.
AUGUUGCGCAUCUUCUCCCCUCAAGGGACUCCUUUGUCCCUUCGUUGCGUGUUGCCCAUAUUCGUUGCCCUUGUUGAUCGCCUUCGGACGAAUGGGACAAGACCUAUCAUCCCCAGUGUCGUUCGUUGGUCGCCCUUGUUGGUCGCCUUUGGACCAAUGGGGCAGGAUGCUCGCUCACCCCCGGACAACACAUCAUCGCGCGCUCUUGACAUGGUUUUCAACCCUCGUCAGGAGACGUUUGACUCCUUCGGGAGGCUCAGGUCCCCUGGUGGUUCUGCCCCGCUUUCGGCUUUCCAAACACCUCCAGACAGCGGACGCAAGAACGGCAGCCAAGAUCAACAGAUACAUGACAGCAAGCAGCGCCGAUGCUUUCUGCUGCCGGGUGAGCCUUAUCUCAUCCCCGGACCCGUCUGCGAAGACGGUGAAGCAUACACAGUAUCUACGAUCGGCGAAGUUGAUGCGAUUGGCGUGGCGGCUCGCAAAGCGAGAGAAAGCCACGCGAUGAUGGUGAUGGGACGGAGGGGAGAGGGCUACUUACUUCACACUCUCAGUUGCGAUCCAACCGAACACACAACAAUUCAAUGCGAACGAACACAUCAAACAACGAGAACCGGCGACGAUGCGAUGCAACCACUAUUGCAAGCCAAAUACUACGAUUACCGCAAAACGCUCACAAAGUCCUGCGUCGUCGCCUACAAGCACUCGUCAAAACUCGAACCGGCGACGAUGCAACCAGCAUUGCAAGCCAAAUACUACGUACGACCCACCGCAAAACGCUCACAAAGUCCUGCGUCGUCGCCUGGAAGCACUCGUCCAAAGCACUCGUUCGCAAGCACUCGUCAAACGCACUCGUUCGCAAGCACUCGUCAAACGCACUCGUUCGCAAGCACUCGUCAAACGCACUCGUUCGCAAGCACUCGUCAAAAGCACUCGUCAAAAGCACUCGUUCGCACCUCAUCGCAAGCCCUCAUACCCUCCGAUCCCCAUCCCUCGAUUCCUCAAAAAAAUCCCGCUCUCACGUCCGCUCAAACCGCCAUUCCCUUCCGGUCAACCAAAAAGCCUACGAAACUCGAAGAACGCAGCAAGCACGGCAGCCUGAAACAACUUCACGAACACCGAAAACAGUCACGUACAAGUCCGCGCAAACCACAUCAUCCUGACUCCGUUCAGCGACUUCGAAACGACAUUCAUCUACCCCAUAUCGGUCGACGGUCCUACCCCAUAUCGGUCACAAAGCCAUCGACCACCUUCCGCGUCCCCAGAACAAGCGACCGCCUGUCUCAUCAUCAUCACGCACGGAAGCCAUUAGUUUAG